AAGGCAGCCCAGUGCCGCCAGGAGGAGGAGGAGGGGUGGGGAGAGGCCAGGCCGGAGCUUUGCCAGAUGUGGGAAAGGAGAGAAGGGGGGACGCUCGCCGCUCGCUCGCUUUCCCCCCCCCCAACCCAGCUCCCCGCAGGCGGUGGGGCGGCCGCGCCGGGGACCCCGUCCCGGGGGACACGACGGUGUCACCGGGCCGGGGGGCGAGGCCGGGGCUCGGCGAGCCCGGGAGGCGCUGGGCGCCGCGUGGGGCCCCACGUCUGCUUCUCAGGCUUCGGCAGUGGAUGUUGCCCCGGCUGGAUGCUCGCUCCGGGCAGCGGGCAGUGCACCCUGCCGCUCUGCCCCUUCGGCUGUGGCAGCGGCUUCUGCAUCGCCCCCAACCUCUGCUCGUGCCCGGAUGGAGAGCAGGGCAUCACCUGCCCAGAGCCACCAGGGACAUGCGGGGAGUAUGGCUGCGACCUCUCCUGUAACCAUGGUGGGUGCCAGGAGGUGGCCCGCGUCUGUCCCCUCGGCUUCUCCAUGGUGGAGACGGCCAACGGCAUCCGCUGCACUGACAUUGACGAGUGCCUGAGCGCCGCCUGCGAGGGUCUCUGCGUCAACACCGAGGGCGGCUUCGUCUGCGAGUGCGGCCCUGGCAUGCAGCUCUCCGCCGACCGCCACAGCUGCCAGGAUACGGACGAGUGCCUGGCCACGCCGUGCCAGCACCGCUGCAAGAACAGCGUGGGCAGCUACCGCUGCUCCUGCCGGCCCGGCUACCACCUCCACGGGAACCGGCACUCCUGCGUGGAUGUCAACGAGUGCCGGCGGCCGGGAGACAGACGUGCCUGUCAGCACGCCUGCCACAACACCCCAGGCAGCUACUUGUGCUCCUGCCGCCCCGGGUACCGGCUCAGCGGCGACAGGGUCUCCUGCGAAGGCUUCCCCAAGUCCAUCCUGGCCCCCUCACCCAUCCUUCAGUCCCUGCAGCAUCCCCCCACCCUCGUCCUGCUCCCUCCCGGCCCUGGGGGACCCCUCCUGGUCCCCAGGGGCUCUCCCUCUUCCCACCUCCCUGCCGCACCUCCGGGCACCCAACCUCCUCCGUCCUCACCCACCACCGUGUCCCCGGUCACCGAGCUGUCCCCACGCGGGGAGGGAGCCCCCGGUACCGCUGCACCAGCCCCUCGCUGCUGGUACCGGGGGGCCCUCCGGGAGCCGGGCACUCGCUGGAUGGAGCCGGGGUGCCGGAGCUGUGCCUGCCAGGGAGGACGAGUGCUCUGCGAGGCCGUCAGCUGCCCCGUGCCUUGCUCCCACCCGCUGCCCGCCCCGGCCGGGGGCUGCUGCCCCAGCUGCACAGGCUGCUUGCACGAGGGGGUGGCCCGUGCCGAGGGCGACGUCUUCUCCCCAUCAGAUGGCAACUGCACCGUAUGCGUGUGCCUGGCUGGAAACGUCUCCUGCAUCUCCCCCGAGUGCCCCUCGGACUCUUGCCCCAGCGCCUCGCCGCCCGACUGCUGCUCCUGCCAGCCAGUAAAGUGCAGCUUCCGCGGCCGCACGUACGUGCACGGAGCCCGCUUCAGCUUGGACGAGGACGACUGCACCACCUGCGUCUGCCGGGGUGGCGAGGUGGAGUGCUCCUUCGCCCCCUGCCCAGCGCUGGACUGCCCACAGCACCAGCGGCACCUGCGCCCCGGGCAGUGCUGCUUCACCUGCCGGGACCCCCCGCGCCCCUCGGGCUGCUUCGUGGAUGACAACGGGGUCGAGUUUCCCAUCGGACAGAUCUGGUCUCCGGGCGAUCCCUGUGAGUUAUGCAUCUGCCAGGCCGAUGGCUCAGUGAGCUGCAAGAGGACGGACUGCGUGGAGACGUGCCCCUACCCCAUCCACAUCCCCGGGCAGUGCUGCCCUGACUGCUCGGCAGGAUGUACCUACAUGGGACAGAUCUUCUACAACAACGAGACCUUCCCGUCCCUCCUGGACCCCUGCCUCAGCUGCAUCUGCCUGCUGGGCUCGGUGGCCUGCUCACCCGUGGACUGUGCCAUCUUCUGCACCUACCCCUUCCACCCCGAGGGCGAGUGCUGUCCUGUCUGUAACGACUGCAACUACGAGGGCAGGAAGGUGGUGAACGGCCAGACCUUCAGCCCCGAGGGACAGCCCUGCACCCGCUGCACGUGCCAGACACCCAGCUCCCACUGCAGAGAGGCGACGUGUCCCCAUCCCCAUCCCCGUCCCACAAAGAGCUCGUGCCCACCGGCACCCCCCAGCCUCCCCGCCACCGCCUGGCCCAGCUCCUGCUCCACUCUGCCCCCUUCGGCCCCUCUCCUGGGGGGGAGCGCCCUUCCACCACCCCGAGCCCCCCCCAGCACCGUGGGGGGCUCUCAGCUGCUGCUCUGCCUCCUGCUGCCCCCCCUGGAGAGGCCACGGGACCCCCAGCUCCCACGGGCAGCCCUGGGUCAAGGCGGGAUGCUCAGGGGCAUCCCGGGGACGCGGACCCCUCGGCCGUGCCAACAGCUGGCAGGGAGAGCCCCGGCGGGCACGCGGCUCCCUAGAGCCACCCUGCCUGGAGGAGGAGAAGGAGGAGGAGGAGGAGGAAGGCUGCAGGACCAGCAGGCCUGGCUGGCCAGGCGUGGCUGGGGACGGGGCGCUGAGGCACGCAGGUGGCCGUGCCGAGCACCCAGGGAUGGCGACACGUCCCUGCGCCCCGCUCUCUCGGGCGGAGGGCACAGGGUCCUCCAGCUCCUCACCACCCCAUGGCGCAGGAGGCUGUGGGGCCAGGGGGCCAGUGCCAGCUACUCCCUCCCCCAAUAAAGUCACCCUGGUA
Cygnus olor (mute swan) is the source of this 2791-nucleotide messenger RNA. It is a transcript of the gene VWCE, whose product is annotated as von Willebrand factor C and EGF domains. The transcript is spliced from 19 exons. Gene Ontology annotation, biological process: cellular response to virus. NCBI's taxonomy places the organism in Eukaryota, Metazoa, Chordata, Aves, Anseriformes, Anatidae. Gene Ontology annotation, cellular component: cytoplasm. Gene Ontology annotation, molecular function: protein binding; calcium ion binding. Bases 67 to 2778 code for a protein of 903 amino acids. The record is from RefSeq and is a predicted model, not a curated record.